AUGAAUCUCAUCUGCACCGAAGAGGCGCUGCAGGCAGAGCUUGCGCAGGAGCGUCUGGCCGAGGAGGCGCGGCAGCAGAAGCUGGCGCAGGAGCGGCGCGACCACGAACUCGCCACGAGACUCGCACAGGAGUCCGGAGGUGUCGUCGAGGCAUUAGAGACUCCGCAGCUGCAGCGAUCGGAGCGCGCUCGCAGCGUGAUUAACGCAGCGGGAGGCAAGACCCACGAACUGAGCAAGUGGAAGUACGCAGAGCUACGAGAUACCAUCAACACGUCCUGCGACGUGGCACUGCUUGACGCAUGCAGGGAGGAGUUUCAUCGGCGCCUGAAGGUCUAUCACGAGUGGAAGUCGAAGAACAAGAAGGCUGCAGCGACGGAGAACCAGAGGGCGCCACAGGCUGUGAUAGAAAACUCCCAGCAGCAGGAGGAGAAGAAGCCGAAACUGCAGCGGUUGAACCGCAACAUUGACAAGAUCCGUCCGAACGUGAACCACCGCUUCUUCCGUCUGCCCUUCCUCGCUCCCGCAGA
Molecule: messenger RNA, 527 nt
Organism: Priapulus caudatus
Lineage: Eukaryota; Metazoa; Priapulida; Priapulimorpha; Priapulimorphida; Priapulidae
Product: unconventional myosin-VI-like
Source: RefSeq, a predicted model, not a curated record